GGAAAGGGUCAAUUUAGAGCCAGUUUAAGGAGUAAACAGCCAUCGGCGAGUGCGUGGAACGCCUGAGUCCUGACAAAACGGUGUUAAGACACUAGAUUCCGUGCGAUCGGUGCGUUUCUGAUCGACUGCAAUGAGUUGAGGUGGAAAAUCAGCGUGUUGAGAGCUAAUGUGAUUGAUAGCUUUUAUGGAGCGUAGAUGAAGAAGGCCAAUUCUUGGGCACAGAACCGCGCUCCUCGGCCGGCGACCAGGAGCGACCAAAGGUUUCAGCCAUCCGCGGAUCUCGACCACCAAGGGUUGGACGGUGACUUCGGCAUGCCGGACACGCGGCGGCAGACGAAGCCGAUACUUUACGUGCAAGGUCCGACGGACAGUGAAAAUCCGAACACUAGUAUCGAGACCAGUGAUACGUGGUUCACCAGACUGAUACCUGGCAUCUGCACUCGACUAGCCGCUACCUGCUGUCAGAGCAGAUACGUCAUGGAGGUCAAGGAGCCCGCGAUCCCCAUCGUCAUACCCGUCACAUACAAGGGACCCCAAGAUUUGAAAUCGAAUCUACUGACAUCAUGGAGCCCCAGCUCGACCAAGAUAAUGUUGGUCUUCGGGCGGGACGAUCACCAAUCGGAAGUAUUGGGAUCGGCAGCGAAGAAACUAGGGUGGUCGGUAACUUACUCAAGGAGCACAGACACGGCCCUCGAGACGUUCCACAGCCGCGCGCAUGACAUCGUCGUGAUAGAUCACCGAGGAUCUAGAGGAAUAGAUUCAGAUUCACUCUGCAGAUCGAUCAGGGCUUCGGGUGUCAAUCCAAACACAGUAAUCGUCGCUCUCGUUCGGAAGUCGUUCCUCAUCAACGCGGAUCAGGAUCAGAUCAUGACGAUCGGAUUGAUGGGGAUUGGCUUCAACAGAACGCUCCUCGAGUGCUCCCAGGAAAACCUUCUGGCCAACGAACUCGUCAAUAUCCACGCAAGCGAACUCCAGCCCAGGUUACACCUCGCCGCUUUUCACGCACUUUACGUCGCUGUUGACAGGUGUAGAGACAUGGUCCACGUAACCAACGACCGCCACGUUGUCCAGUUUGCAAAUAAGGCCAGUGAACGUUUUCUCGGUUACAAACCGGAAGAACUUCUGGGGAACAAAAUAAUGGACAUCGUAUCCUCCGACAACUUUGUCUUAAUGGAUCAACACCUUCGGCGAGGCAGAGAAUGGGAAGGGAACAUGAACUGCAAGAGGAAAUCGUCGAAGACGAUCACCAUCAACUGUCGGAUAGUGCCUUUUUCCGCCUCGGGCAGGACGCCGACCCACUACAUUUACGUCCACGACACCACCUACCUCCUUGAAAAUAUGGCAAUCGGUCCGGGCAACACUGGGGCCCAACAAAUGCCCAGAGGAAGCGUUCACUCGCUAAGAAGAGGAUCGUUCGACGUCAAGUCGACGGGGAGUGAGAGUAAGGCGCCCGAUCCCCAAACCCGAUUCAGUUACCAGCAUGUCCCGAUCGAAAAUCAGUGCCAAUGCGAAAACGCACGCACCCACAGACGAUCCAGCUUUACGAAAAUUCACAAUUUACCACUGGAAGCACCGAUCACUCGUGUUAUCGGCAUUCUCUCAACCGCACUGAACGACACAUCGACGACGAGUCCGGAACUCGCGCUGCAGAUGUACAAGGCGAUCGAACUGCUUAAAGGCACGGAAUUGUACACACCACAGCUAAGGGAGGACAGCAGAGGAUACGAUCCGGUCACUGAAGAUCUCGUCGGUGCUCUCUUGGCGUCUCCGGUCUACGCGAGGGACUCGAGAAGGUCGUCAAACGACUCUGUGAGUCGGAUACCAACGAGCAAGACACUGACCAAUGCCUCUGCUCAUCGCAUGUCUCUCAAGGGUUACAGACCACCCCAAGAAAUUCACGACAUGAUGGAGAAGAGUCUCGACUGGGACUUCGACAUAUUCAAACUGGAGGUUCUUUCCUGCGGAAGACCGCUCGUUUACUUGGGGAUGAAUCUUAUCGGGCUCUACGAAGGCCCUGCAACACUGGGCUGCGACGAAAAGACUCUUUUCAACUGGCUCACCCUCGUUGAGAUGCAUUACCACGCAGACAACAGUUAUCACAAUUCCUCACAUGCUGCUGACGUUCUUCAGGCAACCGCUAAGUUCAUGCGAUCCGAGAGGCUCAAGAUGAUAUUUGACCCGCUCGACGAAGUCACGGCUCUGAUAGCCGCUGCGGCUCACGACAUAGAUCAUCCGGGAAGAUCAAGCCAAUUUCUCUGCAACGCUAACAACAAACUUGCUAUUUUGUACAACGACUUGGCGGUUCUGGAGUCGCACCAUGCAGCCCUUACAUUCAAGCUUACGUUGGCUGACGAUAGGGCGAACAUUUUUAAGGGUUUGGACAGAGAGUCGUACAAAGUGGCAAGGCAGAACGUUAUUGACAUGAUUCUCGCUACCGAGAUGACAAGGCACUUCGAACACCUCGCAAAGUUCGUCAACGUCUGCAGCAAUCGAAUGGCAGGUGACUCACAGUCCGAGCCUGUUUCCGACGUUAUUGACAUGACGGUACUACUCCAACCAGAGAACAUUACCUUAGUUAAAAGGAUGAUGAUAAAAUGCGCGGAUGUAUCCAACCCGACUAGACCGUUGAAGGCUUGCAUUGAGUGGGCGAGACGAAUCGCUGAAGAAUAUUUCCGGCAGACAGACGAAGAGAAGCAAAACGGGAUGCCGGUCGUGAUGCCGAUGUUUGACAGACUGACGUGUUCCAUACCCAAGUCGCAGAUUGGAUUCGUCGACUUUAUUAUCAAUGACAUGGUCGAGGCUUGGGACACAUUCGUUGACAUGCCAGAAUUAAUUAGUCACAUGAGACUGAAUUACGAUAAGUGGAAGGAAUAUCAGGAACAAGGAAUAUCGACGCUCCAAGAUAUUGAAAAACUGCAGACAUCCCCAGAACUGCAAAUACCGCGACGAACUACCUAAUACUGUGUUUGGAUAAUGAAGUGAGAAAUCUGACGAGUACGUGGCACAACUUAUGAAAUGCGGUACAUCGAUUAAUACUCUCAAUACCGCUUCCUCUUCUACAACUGGUACACGGCACAUAGUAUACCGUGAUCGAAUUCAAAUAGAAAAUGAAAAAAAAAUAUAUACGUAUACGUUUGUAAAUUAUUUUCGUAUUGUCAUACGUACUCUAUAAAUAAUAUAUACAUGUAAAACAUAUAUACUAUACAUCGAUUAUUUAUUUCCCUUAUUCGCCCAUAUGAUACUUUUCAUAAACAAUCAACUGGCCUUUUUACUUCAAGUGCUAGGUGCAACUGGACUUGUUAAAAAAAUA
Diprion similis is the source of this 3310-nucleotide messenger RNA. RefSeq names its product high affinity cAMP-specific and IBMX-insensitive 3',5'-cyclic phosphodiesterase 8-like (gene Pde8). Bases 196 to 2958 code for a protein of 920 amino acids. Gene Ontology annotation, biological process: signal transduction; positive regulation of ERK1 and ERK2 cascade. The transcript is spliced from 18 exons. The record is from RefSeq and is a predicted model, not a curated record. Lineage: Eukaryota; Metazoa; Arthropoda; Insecta; Hymenoptera; Diprionidae. Gene Ontology annotation, molecular function: 3',5'-cyclic-nucleotide phosphodiesterase activity.